Thalassophryne amazonica is the source of this 2375-nucleotide messenger RNA. RefSeq names its product gastrula zinc finger protein XlCGF57.1-like. Lineage: Eukaryota; Metazoa; Chordata; Actinopteri; Batrachoidiformes; Batrachoididae. The coding region runs from base 274 to 1878 and encodes 534 amino acids. The transcript is spliced from 2 exons. The record is from RefSeq and is a predicted model, not a curated record.
UGUUAGCUUAAUAUUUCUGCUACAAGCUAAUGUUGCUUUGUCGCUGUAAACAUUGAGUUUAGUCGUUUUUAGUAGAACGCAAGUUGUCUUUUAAAGGCUUUGUAGAAAAUGUUGAUUAUUAGCUGCUGACAACGUUGUUGAAACAACAGCUAAGAGCUGGUGAUGAAGAAAGAACGAUCGCCGAGUACGACGAAAAAGUCGGUCGUUUAAAAGCAGAAAACAGACGAUUUAAAGUGCAACGCUGAUUUCAAGCCUGAAGUAUACAGAGCAGACAUGCAGCAGUUCUCAGUGAGGAAAGAAGACUUUGUCCCUCAGCAGGAGUGGAAUCUGAGUGUGGACCAGGAAGACUUGAAGCGCACAAUUUUAAAAGCGGAACAGCAAGAACUGUGGACAAGUCAAGAAGAGCAGCUACACCAGUUGGAGGAGACAGAUUUCACAAUGUUCCCGUUUACUGUUGUCACUGUAAAGAUUGAAAAUGAUGAAAAACCCUCCCAGUCAUCACAGCUUUAUCAAAAUGAGACUGAUGACAGCCCAGAGGCAGAGCCUGUAGCCAGCAGUACGAAUGAAUACAGCAUGCUGAAAAUAAAGUCUGAUGAGGAGGACUGGGGACAACCACAAAUGGCCAGCAGCUCUGAUCCAUACAGUCAUUUGAAGUCUGAUAUGGAUGACAGGAGUUCAGACUGUCCUGAAACAGAAACUGAUGACAGUUCUGAAUGGAAGCAGACCUGGGUACCUCAUUCAGGUUUAGACUCUGUGAAAAACAGUGACAACACAUAUAACAUUGCUAAUAAACAAUUUAACUGCUCUGAAUGUGAAAAAACAUUUGGCCACAUAAAUGGUUUCAGAGAAUGCAAGAGACAUCAAGCAAGGGAGAAUCCAAUAAUGUGCCUUGAGUGUGGAAGGAUGUGGAGACAAAAGGGCCAUCUGAAUACAGACAUCAGAAUUCAUAAUGUACAGAAGUCAUUUGGCUGCUCUGAGUGUGGUAAAAGAUUUGGACUUAAGAGCAAUCUGAACAAACACAUGGGAAUUCACACAGGAGAGAAACCAUUUAGCUGUUCUGAGUGUAACAAAAGAUUUAGAAAUAAGAGCAAUCUUGCCACUCACAUGAAAAUUCAUACAGGAGAGAAACCAUUUAGUUGUUUGGAGUGUGGCAAGCAUUUUAGAGAAAAGGGCGGGUUGAAAACACAUAUGAGAAGUCAUACUGGAGAGAAACCAUUUGGCUGUUGUACAUGUGGUCGAAGAUUUAGAAAUAAGAGCGAUCUGGUUAAACAUAUGAGAAUUCAUACAGGUGAUAAACCAUUUGGUUGUUUCAUGUGUGGUAAAAGAUUUAGAAAUAAGAGCCACCUGAACAAACAUAUGGGAAUCCAUACAGGAGAGAAACCAUUUGGCUGUCCUGAAUGUGGGGAAAGAUUUCGAGAAAACCACAAUCUGAAUAAACAUGUCAGAAUUCAUACUGGAGAGAAACCAUUUGUCUGCUUUGAGUGUGGCACAAGAUUUAGAAGUGAGAGCAAUUUGAGUAGACACAUGAGAAUUCAUACAGGAGAGAAACCAUUUGGCUGUUCUGAUUGUGGUAGAACAUUUGCAGAAAAAGGUAGUCUAAACAGACACAUGAGAAUUCAUACGGGAGAGAAACCGUUUGGCUGUUUUGAAUGUGGCAAAAGCUUUAGAAAUAAGAGCAAUCUCAAUAAACACAUGAUAAUUCAUACAGGAGAUAAACCAUUUGGUUGCACUGAGUGUGGUAGAAGAUUUACAGAAAAGGGUAGUCUGAACACACACAUGAGAAUUCAUACGGGAGAGAAACCAUUUUGCUGUUUUCAGUGUAAUAAAAGCUUUAGAAAUAAGAGUGAUCUGAACAGACACAUGAAAUUUCAUACUUGAACCUAUUUGAUUUGUAAACCUGCAUGUGUAACUGAACCAGUUAUGGCUGAUUUUGUGUAAUGCCCGUAUACGAGGUAGAAGUCUAAAGUUAAACAUGAGACAUAUAGGAGGUUGUAUUAGCGAUGACAUGUAAAUAAAUGAGUGGUUGACCACUGAGCGUUCGCUCUUCAUAUGUGGCAUAUGAAAUGUUUGAAGACUAAAUAACAUUUGAUAUUAUUGACUUUUUAGGUUUGUUCAUUUUCAAGAUGAAAUGAGUAGAAGACUGGACUGGAUAAUAUAGAUGUUCAAAGCACUUUAUAAUGAUGCCUUACAUUCACCCACUCACAGUGAUGUCAUGGUGGCUCUAUGCAAGGCACUGGGAGCAACUUUGAGAUUAAGAACUUUGUUCAAGUGCAGGUUAGUGAGUUGACUGCUCUGAUUGGUAACCAAAUCAAGUGUCCUUUGGUCACAAGCCUGCUGCCCUCACCUCCCCAAACAACUAAGCUGGGUGCUGCAUC